This is a messenger RNA of Striga asiatica, 2787 nucleotides long. NCBI's taxonomy places the organism in Eukaryota, Viridiplantae, Streptophyta, Magnoliopsida, Lamiales, Orobanchaceae. The record is from the annotation of a GenBank genome assembly.
AACGAAAAUUUUCAAAGUUCAUUUCAAAAUUUCAGUCUAAAAAACCUGACCUGACCGGACCGGACCGGACAAAGCCCCAUUAAAGAACUCACACAGAUCUUUCAAAUCCUUGAAUGAUUCUUUAAUUCCCUUUUGACACAUUUUCCCUUCGAAUGCUGUCAGUGGUAAGUCCCCUUUUUCAGCUAUGAGAAAUUUGAGAAAAGCAUGAUAUGCCGUCGCUUCGCAUUGAUACCAAGCAUGAUGGAUGCUGAUAAUAUCAUUCCUGUGUCUGGGAAUGGGAGUCUUGAAAAUGGUCAUCACCAACAAGUCCCAAUAUCUGAAAAUGUUAACGGGACCUCGAAUGGCAAUCUUGAGAUUGAAGGCUUGGCUGAGAAUUUCGAAAAUUCCAUUGAGUUGAAUGUUGAGGACAAAUUAAAUUCUGGCCAAGAAUUCGUAGAAGAGCCUACUUUACCCCCAGGAAGUCAUUCAACCAGCAACUCAAAGGAUUCUGGAGUUCAAAAGCCUGAUGAAUCAAAGAAUUUGAAAGCGCAAGACAGUAUGAUAAGAAUCGACAAUAGGAAACAUUUGAGCAAGGGCAAAGAUGGAAAAGAGGUUAAGAAAUCUUCAAACGGCAACAUUGCUUCCGAAUCACGCCCGAGACAGACUUCUGCUUUUGGAACAAAAAGUAAAUCAUUCAAUGAGAGGCAAAGUGCUGACAGCUCUAGAGCCGCUUCUGCUAAAACGGCACAGCCUGAAGAAAUUCCUAAGAAGACAAAGCUGAAAGCUCUUACAAAAGGCCCUGCCAGUAAAGCCGAUGAGAUCCCACAGUCUUCAUCAAAUCCUACUGCUGAGGAAGCUAAGCCCCUAAAAAUGGGUUCUCUUCCUGCCUAUAAUUUCAGUUUUAAAUGCAACGAAAGGGCUGAGAAAAGGAAAGAGUUCUAUUCGAAACUCGAGGAAAAGAUUCAGGCAAAGGAAGAAGAGAAGAGUAAUUUGCAAGCUAAAACCAAGGAAACACAAGAAGCUGAGAUCAAGAAGUUGAGGAAAAGUUUAGGUUUCAAAGCUACACCAAUGCCGAGCUUCUAUCAGGAACCUCCACCUCCAAAAGCAGAACUAAAGAAGAUACCUACCACCAGAGCUAAAUCCCCCAAACUUGGCAGGAAAAAGAACUUGAGUUCACCAACUGCCGACACAAAAGAAAACGGGCCUUGCCAGCCUAGGUUAAGCUUGGAUGAGAAACUCUCGCAAAGCAACCUUGCCCGAACAACAACACGUGACAAUCAUGUCAAGAAGCCGCAAAGAAAGUCCCUUCCCAAGUUACCGUUUGAGGACAAUGCCUUAUCAUAUGAAAAGAAAAAAACACCAUCGUCUCGUAAAAACAAUGCUUCCAAAGAAACCGUUGAGCACGAGGUUCAGCCGAAAGUCUCGACAGAUGAAGAAACUACAGCUGCUGGGACAUUCGAGGGUCAGUUGGACGUAAAUGAGAAGCUUCCGGAAGCUGGGGAAGAAAUUGCUAAGGUGCAAGAGGCAAUUGCAAUCUCUUUUCGAUUCAUCCGACGGUCCGUAUUUCACACAGCAGGGGGUACAAAUGCUCCUUUUGAAUAUGAGUCUUAUUUUUUCAUUUCUUUUGGUGUGAAUCUUGAUGUCUUGUUAGAAAAAUCCGACGUGAUGGAUGCUGAUAAUGUCAUUGUUGUAUCUGUAAAUGAGGAUCUUGAAAAUGGAUCAAUGAAUUUAAAUGGGACCUCAAACGACACCCUUGAGAUUGAAGGGUUGGGCAAGAAUUUCGAAAUUGCUGUCGGGUUGAAUGAGGGGGAAAAUCGUUUAAACGCUGUUCAAGAAAUCACGGAAAAUCCAGCUUUACCACCAGAAAGCCAUUCAGCCAGCAGCCCAAAGGAACCCAAGGUUCAAAAGUCUGAUGAUUCAAAGGGUUCGAAACCGCUGAAGGGUACCAUAAAGACCAGAAAUGAGAAACCCUUGAGCAAGGGUAAAGAUGGAAAGGAGGUUACAAAAUCUUUAAAUGGCAACACUGUUUCUGAAUCACUCCCAAGGCAGACUUCUGCUUUCGGAGCAAAAAGCAAAUCAUUCAACGAGAGGCGAAGUUCUGCUCAAAAUAUGGGACCACGUGAAAAUAAGGCAAAGCUGAAAGCCAUUAGGAAAGGCGCUGCAAGUAAAACAGAUGAGAUUCCUCAGUCUUCAUCAAGUCCUACUGGUUGUGAUGAUGCUAAGCCCCUCAAAUUGGGUACUCUUCCAACCUAUAAUUUCAGUUUUAAAUGCAACGAAAGAGCUGAGAAGAGGAAAGAGUUCUAUUCAAAACUUGAAGAAAAGAUCCAGGCAAAGGAAGCAGAGAAGAGUAAUCUGCUAGCUAAAACUAAGGAAACACAGAAUGCGGAGAUCAAAAUGUUCAGAAAAAGUUUGGGUUUCAAAGCCACACCAAUGCCGAGCUUCUAUCAGGAACCUGCACCUCCGAAGGCAGAACUAAAGAAGUCCCCCAAGCUCGGACGGAAAAAGAGCUCGAGCUCACCAACUUCCGACACCAAAGAAAACGGGCCGCGCCCAUCCAGAGCACAUGAUCAUGUCAAGAAGCCGCAAAGGAAGUCCCUUCCCAAGUUACCGUUUGAGGACAAUGCCUUGUCAUAUGAAAAGAAAAAAUCAUCAUCGUCGUCUCGUAAAACUGCUGAGCAUGAGGUUCAGCCAAAAGUCUUGACGGAUGAAGCAACUACUGUUGCUGGGGGAAUUGAUAGCGAGUCGAACGUGGAUGAGAAACUUCCGGAAGCUCAGGAAGAAGUUGCUAAGGUGCAAGAGACAAUUCCA